CUGAGACAACACAACUGGUUUCAAAACUUGGCACUUCUCCAAAAUAAGACACGGGAAGAAGAGAUAUAGCAACUAGGUGGUCUUACCUGUUCGUCUUAUUCCUGCCACUCAAGUCAUACAUACUCUGUUUGGAUUGUGUCAUCUUAUACUACUUCUUCCUCAUUUCUUUUUGUUCAUAUUGUUACAUUGAAAGUCUGCCAACCAUAUGAGCUACCACGUCUUUGCCAUUCUAUUUGGCCAGGUUUUACUGUUAAGGGCAAGCGGCGCGGAACGAGAAUGUGGUCUUCCCAAAAACCUGGGAUCUCUGCCAGAUUUUGCACGUGAAGAAAUUCGAGAAAUAUGGCGGAACCACGUGGCUGGAACACCUUGCCUAAAAGAAAUAGCAAUUGAAAAUGAUAUUUUGGAUGUCAUCAAGAGUUUCGAAGCUGAUUCAUCGUCAAAUAGUGAUCGAGCAGAGCCGGCGUCUACAACCUCAGGAGCUUCCAGUGAUCCGGAUUAUGAUCACAUCGGGACAAACGGGGGUACACCAAUCCCGCUUCUUUCCGCCACCACGUUCUCAAGCCCAACUAAAAAGUAUAGAAGUUCAGCUGACACUGAUAGUGAUGAUUAUCUAGAUCAGACAACAUUCGAUGACGUCGCUAUGAUGCAAUUCGACAGUGUGCAGGCGCCGUUUCUUCGUUCCGCGAGUCCUUAUGUGAAAAGUGAAUUUCAAAAAAUAUGGGAAGAUCAGAACAUUCCGAGUGAAAGCUUGAGAACUUUGAAGAUUCAAACUUUAGCGGUUUCUUUAUUGACAUCUAAACAGUUGACAGAGUAUAAUCGCUGGGCAACCAAACGAAGGAGAGUAUUAAAAGCUAGAGAGCAAGAAAUGCGACAUUUAAGCUCAGAUGCAAAAUCAGCGUUACGCAAGCUCAGCGUUCAAAGAGAUGACAUCAGUCACAUUGCAGUACCUAUUGAAGUGAGAAACGAAUUGACGACGUUUGUACAAAGAUUGAACAGACGGCGUAAUUUGAAGUUGGUACACUAAAAUACUUUAUUAUUAUAAAAAAAAACUAUAACUUGUCUGUACAUUGCAAUAAAGUAAUUUGAGAACAAAAAUAGCUUCGACUAGUUUUUGUUGUUUUAUGUUUUUGUUUUCCUGGUCUGUUUACAACGUCACCAUGUUUGACAUCAAGUACGAAUGUUUUUUUUUGAACCACCUGAAUAGUAAUUACUCUGCAAAUCAUAUGGGGUCCUAGCAUUUUACAGUCAAAAAAAAUAACUCAAUGACUAAAAUGUUAAUAA
Caenorhabditis elegans is the source of this 1281-nucleotide messenger RNA. RefSeq lists its product as uncharacterized. The record is from RefSeq and is marked reviewed. The transcript is spliced from 9 exons. NCBI's taxonomy places the organism in Eukaryota, Metazoa, Nematoda, Chromadorea, Rhabditida, Rhabditidae. The coding region runs from base 206 to 1024 and encodes 272 amino acids.